AUGCAGAAAAAGAUUGAUUCUUACAGGGAAUCCAGAAUAACUAACAACUCUCUGUUACUUAACAAGAUCACUGGUUUAUUGGCAUCCAAAGCUGUUGUUGCAGAUGGUGCUGAAAAAAAGGAAGGCAACAAAGAAACAGCUCCAGUCCUGGAGCAGGAGAUUUCACCUAAGCCACAAAUUCAGAAAAAAAAUGAAGCUGAUAUUAGCAGUUCUGCCAACAUUCAGAAACCUGCACUGUUAUCCUCAACUUUGUCUUCAGGAAAGGCUCGCAGCAAGAAAUGCAAACAAGAAUCUGGAGAUUCUUCUGGGUGUAUAAAGCCCCCUAAAUCACCACUUUGCCCAGAAUUAAUACAAGUCGAGGAUUUGACGCUGGUCUCUCAGCUUCCUUCUUCUGUGAUAAAUAAAACUAGUCCAUCACAGCCACUGAAUUCCCCUAGAUCCUACAAACAUAGCCAACGGAGAAGAAGAUCACAGCGUUUAGCCACUUGCUCGUUGCCUGAUGAUUCUGUAGAAAAAGUUUCUUCUCCCUCUUCAGUUACUGAUGGAAAAGUGUUCUCCAUCAGUGCUCAAAAUCAACAGUCAUCAAAAUUGGAGGUACCCGAUGUUGCUCAUAUGUCACUUGAGAAGCGUGGACCCUGUCUCCCUCUUGAUUUAAGCCGUAGUUCGGAAGUCACAGCACCACUGUCCACAGAAUCCACUUUCCGUAAUGAAUAUCCCAGUAAAGACAAGGAAGAUAUUCAGAUGGUUACAUAUCUUUCUUCCAAAGCAGUAACUGAUGGAAGAGUAGCUACAACAGCGGCAGCACCCUCGCCUCAUGUACAUGCCUUACAUCUGGAAUUGCCUUUAACCAAUAGUCUAAAGUUACCAAAAGGGAGUAGUAAAAAAAAGAGGUCUUCCACAUCAGUGAGCUCUGAAGGGACAGAGGUACAGUACUCUGUGCCCAUAAAGGAGAAAUGUUUUGAGAGUCUGAAGGAGAAAAUAUUAAAGAACGUGAUUGAGAAGGACAAGCAUUCAGAAGUUGGAGCAGUGAGGGUGGAAAGAAAAGGAAAACUGGAAGAGAAGAGCUCCACAACAUAUGGUAAAAAGAAAGAAAAGGAAAAGGAGAAAAAAGAUAAAAAAGAAAAAGAUCAUAAAUCAAAACAGAAAAAGAAGAAGAAAAAGAAGAAGAAAUCUAAACAGCAUGAUUAUUCAGAUUAUGAAGAUAGUUCCGUUGAAUUCUUGGACAGGUGCUCUUCUCCACUGACGCGGUCCUCAGGAAGCUCUCUGACUUUGCGCAGCAUGUUCUCAGAGAAGAAUACAUCAUACCAGUAUCCGAGAGCUAUCUUGUCUGUUGACCUUAGUGGAGAAAACCUUUCAGAUAUGGAGUUCCUGGAUGAUUCCUCUACAGAGAGUUUGUUACUUAGUGGUGAUGAAUACAAUCAGGAUUUUGAUUCAACUAACUUUGAAGAGUCUCAGGAUGAAGAUGAUGCUCUCAAUGAAAUUGUUAGAUGCAUUUGUGAACUGGAUGAAGAAAAUGGCUUUAUGAUUCAGUGCGAAGAAUGCUUGUGUUGGCAGCACAGUGUAUGCAUGGGAUUGUUGGAGGACAGCAUUCCAGAGCAGUACAUCUGUUAUAUCUGCAGAGAUCCACCAGGAGAAAAAGGUCAUUCACAAUGUCAGUAUUUUAAAGUGUAUUGGGAUAAUGGGCAGAAAGGAGAUAGACAGGGUAUUCUCCUGAAAGGUCAGAGAUGGAGUGCCAAAUAUCUUUACGAUAAAGACUGGCUAAACAAUGGGCACAUGUGUGGGUUAUCAUUUUUGAAGGAAAACUACUCUCAUCUUAAUGCCAAAAAGAUUGUGUCAACACAUCACCUACUGGCAGAUGUAUAUGGUGUAACAGAAAUAUUGCAUGGACUACAGUUGAAGAUUGGGAUAUUAAAAAAUAAACAUCACCCAGACCUUCAUCUCUGGGCUUAUUCCGGAAAGCGAAAAGAACAAGAACAAAUAACUCUUGGGGUAGAGAAAAAGAUAGUGACUUUUCCACAUGCUGUUAGUCCAACUGAAAGGACGUAUCACAGUCAAAACCAUAAAGAACCACCUAGUUUACCCCAGAAAAUGGAAGAAACAUAUAUCACGAGUGAGCACAGUUACCAAAAGCCACCGAGUUUUGGUCAAGAUUGCAAAGCAGUCGCUGACCCUAUGAGCUCAGAUGAUGAAGAUACAAGUAGUUUUGAGGAAGACCAGGAAUUUUGUUCAGAGAACAAAAACUGUUUACAAUAUUCUUUUAAAGAUGAUGGCAUGAAUGAGCAGAAGAAUUCUGCUGAAGGAAACACUGUGUUUGUUUGUAAUGAAAGAAAAGGCUCAGAGGAACAAAUGGAUACACAUCUUCAAUGGCAGCUAAAUCUCCUUACUCAUAUAGAGAAUGUACAGAAUGAAGUCACCAGCAGAAUGGACCUGAUUGAAAAGGAAGUUGAUGUUUUAGAAAGCUGGCUUGAUUUCACUGGAGAACUGGAGCCACCAGAUCCUUUAGCAAGAUUGCCUCAGCUGAAGCGACGUAUUAAACAGCUUUUACUUGACAUGGGGAAAGUACAGCAAAUAGCAACGCUUUGCUCUGUAUGACAAAAGGAAGAAUAAAGAAAUAAAAAUAGGUUCUCUACGGUGAAUUUUCUUACUAGCCACAAGACUGAUAGGAAGACAGCAAAAAGCUGAGCAUUUAUAUCCUUCUUAAUACAUUAAUAGCCUGAAGUUUUAGGAAGUGGAGAGGAAACCUAGAGUAAGCAAUCUGUUAUAUUGAAAAUCUAAAUAUUCACAUCCAAACUUCAAAAUAUGGUGUAUUACAUACUGAGAAGUGUUUGUAUCUCAGUAUGAUAAACAAGGAAACUUCUGCAUACAGGAAAGCUGAACAAAAUCUCUGCAAAGAAUGGUUCUGCUAUUUUGAACCAUCUAGUGGAAAAUUCUAAAUUUGUGGAAUUCAGCUGACUAAAAAUUUUUGAACUGCAUUUUUACAAAAUUCUUCUCAUCAGUAAAAGACACAGAGAGAUCUGCAUCCUCUCUACAAGAAAAAUUUAUAGAUGAUUUUCUUUUUCAUGAAUGUUCAGGAAAGUGAGCAUAUUAGCUUUGAUUUUGAAAGAAGCUACUUGUCACAGUCUCCUUUUCAAAGUAUUUUUUUAAAUAGAAAAUUUUAUUACAGCACCCUUAGGCUCCUUUAAAACGUAAGUGGCAAGCAGUGGUCACAUGUGCCAAAUAACGUUACAACCACUGGAAUGAGAUUUUCAUUAUGGCUUACAUGAAGGUUUUUUCCGUAUUCCUACUUGGUGCCAGCAAUCCAUCCAAAAUUAUAUCUAGUUUAUAUUUAUGUUCUGUGGGGAGUAUUCAGGAUUCACAAUACAAUUUUUGUCCUGGAUAGCUCUGUUCUGGUGUUACUUCGCCAUCCUCAGCUGGGAUGAGGAAUGACAAGAGCAGUGAAACUGUCUGUGGCUGUCAAUAUACUCAACCACUAGAAUAAAUAUUGCAAUAUACAUGAUACAAGAUUUAUUUUUGGGGAAAAAAAAAAGAAAAAAAAAACAAAAACAGGAAAACUUCCAGCUUCAGUAAAUGCAACAUCAUGAAACCAAAGGCAACCUAGUUGUUCUGUUAGCUUUUGCUGAUUUUUUUGAGCCCAGGACUUUCCCUGUGCUUAUAAGUUGCCGCUGUACCCAGUGCUACAUACAUACUUUUAUGUGUAUGUACAUGUGUAUACAUACACAAAUACAUUUAUACAUGCUAUAUACAUUUAUAUCUACACAUCUAUUUUUUUCCAUAGAUUAUAAGAACUGGUGGUUAACAUAAAACGUUACCUUUUAACAAACAGUUUCUAAAAUUGAAAAUAAUGUAUGUACAGGUUUUGAAAUUUGUAAAAUAUGACUGUUAAAAGGAGGCUAUUUAACUGAUGACAAAGAUACUUGAACAUUUUAUGCCUCACAUCUGUUUAUCAGUUCUAGUUAUCUGUAUAAAUGCGUUUUAGAACCGAUAGACAGUACACUUGAAUUUACCUUUUGAUAAGAGUACAAGCCACUGUACAUUCAAAAAUUAUUUAAAUUUGCAAACACACUGUUCUAUAUGUAAGGUACUGUAUGUAAAACUGUUUAUUAAAACUAUUCUGCGUACUCUA
This is a messenger RNA of Meleagris gallopavo (turkey), 4123 nucleotides long. The record is from RefSeq and is a predicted model, not a curated record. NCBI's taxonomy places the organism in Eukaryota, Metazoa, Chordata, Aves, Galliformes, Phasianidae.